Molecule: messenger RNA, 8815 nt
Organism: Lethenteron reissneri (Far Eastern brook lamprey)
Lineage: Eukaryota; Metazoa; Chordata; Hyperoartia; Petromyzontiformes; Petromyzontidae
Product: ELKS/Rab6-interacting/CAST family member 1-like
Biological process (GO): maintenance of presynaptic active zone structure; regulation of synaptic plasticity; neuromuscular synaptic transmission
Cellular component (GO): cytoskeleton of presynaptic active zone
Molecular function (GO): structural constituent of presynaptic active zone
Source: RefSeq, a predicted model, not a curated record
CAGCAGCAGGAGGGACGGGGGCAAUAGUGAAGGAGCUCCCAGGAUUCUGUGCUGCCCAGCUGUGAGAGAGACGGGCAACCGUGAAUAAAUAAGCAGAGGGCAGCAAGGCAAGAGGUUGGUACAGGGGGGGGGGGAGGGGUGUUAAGGAUGUACAACAGCUCUCGCACGGUGACCGGUGGAGAUGGUGGAGGAGAUCCGGGCUCAACUCGAUCCCCGCGUCUCCCGCGCUCACCAAGACUCGGGCAUCGCCGCACCAACAGCAGCGGUGGCAGUGGCGCGGCGGCUGGCGGCAGUGGGAAGACCAUGUCCAUGGAGAACAUCCAGUCCCUGAACGCAGCCUAUGCUGCCUCGGGGCCGCUGUACCUGGGCGAGUAUGACGGCCCCGGUGGUGUAGCCGGAACCUCUGCCGUAGCCGGCUUACCGAAGUCAACGAUGACACUAGGACGACCGAUGGGCGGCCCGGUGAGUUCGGUGCCCCGGCCCGCUCCGUAUGGCCUUCGCAUGACUGCCAUGGGCAGCAGCCCCAACAUCGCUUCGGCCGGCCUUCCCGGUGGGGAUGCCAUCAUCUUUGGAGAGAAUGACCUCGCCUACAGCAUGGGUGCACAGGUGCCGGCAUCGCUGCGCGGAGUGCGCGAGUGCAGCAUGCUGGAGCUGCAGGCGCAGCUCAAAGAGAUGCAGCGCGCCAACGAGCUCCUGCGGCGGGAGCUCGAGGUGAAGGAGAGCAAACUGGGAUCCUCCAUGAGCAGCAUCAAGACCUUCUGGAGCCCCGAGCUCAAGAAGGAGCGCGCCAUACGCAAGGAGGAGGCAUCGCGGAUGACCAUCAUCAAGGAGCAGAUGCGCGUCAUGCAGGAGGAAACCCAGCACCUGCAGCUGACGAUCCAGGCCCUGCAGGAGGAGCUGCGCACCCAGCGCGACCUCAACCAGCUCUUCCAACAGCAGGACAGCAGCUUCCCCAGCGACGACAAGGCCGCCGGCGACGGGGGGGAUGGGCGUACCGAGCCCAGCCAGGCCGAGUUCCACCGCCUUCGGGUGCAGCAUGACCGCCAGUCCAAGGAGCUCUUCCUCCUGCGCAGGACCCUGGAGGAGAUGGAGCUGCGCAUCGAGACGCAGAAGCAGACGCUGGGAGCGCGCGACGAGUCGAUCCGCAAGCUGCUGGAGAUGCUGCAGGGAAAGGGCCCGGGCGGACGCUGUGGCACCAUGGGAGACGACGAGAGGCUGGCGGACACCGAGGCGCAGCUGAGUCACAUUCAGGGGCUGCUUGAGGGACGCGAGCGUGAGAACCAGCAUCUCCGAGAGGAGCUGCAGAGGAGAGGGGACGGGCCCUCUGAACCUGGAAAGACCAAGGCCCUCCAGACAGUCGUUGAGAUGAAGGACACGAAGAUUGCGUCCCUGGAGAGGAACCUGCGUGACCUGGAGGAUGAGGUGCAGAUGCUGAAGACAAAUGGUGCCCUGAGCAUCGAGGAGCGAGAGGAGGAGCUGAAACAGAUGGAGGUGUACAAGAGCCAUUCGAAGUUCAUGAAGAACAAGGUUGAAAGGAUGAAAGAAGAUUUAGCGGCGAAAGAGGUUGAACUGCGGGAGCUGAGAAAGCGAGUUGAGAGCAUUCAUUCAGAUCCUGGCUCUGCAGUGGACCAGCUGAAGCAGGAGAUAUCCAGGAAGGACUCGGAGCUGCUGGCAGUGCAGACCAAGCUUGAGACUCUCACCAAUCAGAACUCGGACUGCAAGCAGCACAUCGAGGUCCUCAAGGAAUCGCUCACGGCCAAAGAGCAGCGAGCGGCCAUUCUGCAGACAGAGGUUGAUGCCUUGAGGAUGCGCCUGGAGGAGAAGGAGUCUCUGCUCAACAAGAAGGGCAAGCAGCUGCAGGAGCUGACGGAGGAGAAGGGGACGCUGGCCGGAGAGAUCCGCGACCUCAAGGACAUGCUCGAUGUCAAGGAACGCAAGAUCAACGUUCUGCAGAAGAAGAUUGAGAACCUACAGGAACAGCUGAGGGACAAAGAGAAGCAAGUUGGCAGCCUCAAGGACCGAAUCAAGUCCCUGCAGGCCGACUCGAGCAACACGGACACAGCCCUGGCCACACUCGAGGAGGCGCUCUCUGAAAAGGAGAGGAUAAUCGAGCGUCUGAAGGAGCAGCGAGAACGUGAUGACCGGGAGCGACAGGAGGAAGUGGAGGCCUACAAGAAGGAGAACAAGGACCUCAAAGAGAAGGUCAACACUGUCCAGGCGGAGCUCUCUGAAAAGGAGUCGUCUCUGCUGGACCUCAAGGAGCAUGCCUCCUCUCUCGCCUCGGCUGGGCUCAAGAAGGACUCUAAGCUCAAGUCUCUGGAGAUCACAUUGGAGCAGAGGACAGAGGAAUGCAGCAAACUGGAGUCGCAUCUCCGGAAGUCCCAGGUGGCGGAGGAGGAGGCACGGACGAGCCCCGAGCUCACCGACCGGAUCCGACAGCUCGAGAAGGAAUUAUCCAGAACCGGUCAGGAGGUGGCCAAGUCGCAGGCAGAGGUGGACCGCCUCCUCGAGAUCCUCAAGGAGGUGGAGAACGAGAAGCACGACAAGGACAAGAAGAUUGCCGAGCUAGAGAAGGGGCUGAAGGACCACACAAAGAAGAUGGCCAGUCUGAAGCACAAGGAGCAGAUGGAGAAGAAGAAGAGCGCCCAGCUUCUGGAGGAGGCUCGCAAGCGGGAAGACAACCUCUCCGACAGCUCGCAUGUGCUUCAGGACACCAUGAGACAGAAGGAUGACCGGAUCGAGGAGCUGGAGGAGGCGCUGAGGGAGAGCGUGCAGAUCACGGCCGAGCGGGAGAUGGUGCUGGCACAGGAGGAGUCAGCGCGCGCUGCCUUUGAGAAGCAGCUUCAGGACACAGGCGGGGUACUGGAGAAGACCAGGCAAGAGCUGGAUUCCACCAAAGCAAAGCUGAGCUCCAUGCAGCAGUCUCUGGCCGAGAAGGAGGCUCACCUCACGAACCUACGUGCCGAGCGCAGGAGGCAGCUGGAGGAGGUCCUGGAGAUGAAGCAAGAAGCCCUUCUGGCCGCCAUCAGCGAGAAGGACGCCAACAUUGCGUUGCUCGAGUUGUCGGCCUCCAAGAAAAAGAAGACCCAGGACGAGGUGGCGGCCCUCAAGCGUGAAAAGGACAGGCUCGUUCAGCAGCUCAAGCAGCAGACUCAGAACAGAAUGAAGCUCAUGGCAGAUAACUAUGAAGAUGACCACCAAUAUCAUCGGCACCACCACCCAGGGAAAUCUCAAAACACCAACCACAGGCCCUCCCCAGACCAGAUGAUUGAGUCACUGCUGGAGGUGCGCACCAACCGGGGCCGGCUGAUGCUCUACAUCGAGCACCUCACCGAGCUGUGCCGCGAGCGUGACGGCGCCAUCCUCGAGGGCUUUCCAGCGCUGCCGGGCGUCGGCAGCACAGGCGACGGGGGCAACGGGGAAACGAGGGCUCAAGAGGGCGAGGAGGAAGACGGAGACGGGGUCGUCACGGAGGAGAGGCUGCGGGCGCUUUCUCCUGACGAGCUGCAAGGUGAGCUGGAGCGUGCGGAGCAGGGGGCGGCCUCGCUGCAGGUCUAUGCCGACAGUCUGCUGCAGCAGAUCUCCGACCGCUGUCCCGAGCUGCUGGAGCAAGUGGUCAGCGCCCUGGAGGAAGCCGCGUCGUGACCUCGCCCUCCAACGCCGCCCUCUGAACCCGGGUCGGCCUCGCCCACCCCCCCCCCUGCCGGAGACGCUCUGCUGGCCCAGCCUCCGUCUCCUCCUCUUCGUCGUCCUCGUCGUCCUCGUCCUGCCGCUCUCGGAUCGAGCCGCUGCCCUCCCCUCCUCUUCUUACCCCGCCGCCGCCGCCGCCGCCUCUGUGGCUUCAGGAGCGAAACGCCCGCUUGGCCUGACUUUGAGAGGAACGUGUGUCAUCGAAACCGUUUGGGAGCCGCUCUCUCGCGAACACACAUUCGCCUUCACCGCAGCAUGUCGGCAAUGUGAAAAGCUCUCACUCGCCCGUGUGUGUGUGUGUACGCAUCUGUGAGUGCACGUCCAAUUCGGUGGUGUGGUGUGUCGGUGGGGGGGGGGCCUAAGGAGGCACAUGUCUUCUCCUAAAUGGACAGCAGUAAGCCCCCCCCCCCCCCAAUAAGAGGCAGCUCCACGGUCGCCACCGUUGAUGCCACCACACUCGCUCAUUGCUUGACACCUGCCCUCCAAAGGUGUGCCCUUGCAGUAUUUCACUUGAGACCGAUAUUGUUUUACCACCCACACACUCCAUUAGGUGUCACCCUCCUUGGUACCAUCUUCGCCGCAUGCUAUAAUCCCUGCCAGUUUUAGUCCUACCCAUGCGCAUGUGAGCGCUGUGCGAGCGGCAUGCCAGUGUGCGUACAUCUGCGGCGUGUUCUUGUGUGUGUGCGCGCGCGCGCAAGUCACUGCAGGCCACACUGGGACCCUGAGCAUGUCAGAUUGCCCUGGAUUGACCCUAAUGUGAAAUUACACUGAAAAAUACACUGCGCUACUUAAGAAGGCUCAUUUGCCCCUCCCCCCAGCCCUUCUCGUGCCUGAUGCGUCUGUCCCCUGGAACAGGGCUACAAGUCUCACUCAACCGUAUAUAUACACGCAUUUAAAAAAAAUGCAUGUCACGUCCUCCAAGUAGUAUCAAGUGGCUGCUUUGUACUGUUAGACCACAGCUUGACCGGUGGAAUUUUAUAUCAGAAUGAGUGUUACAGCUGGCGAAACCGGUGUUCGAGCCAAGUAUAAUAGGAAGCGUGCUUAUAAGGACAAUUUCUUUCUAAAGAUAGUGAAAUGUUUGACAAACUCGUUCGCCGUCAUGCCGCGCGGAGAAGGACAGUGAAGUGAUCGAAAGCGCCCAGAAACAUUUGGACAGCUCGCACUCGCACACACUUAGUGACACGCACUCACUUAGUGACAUGCACACGCUUAGUGACACGCACUCACACACGCUUAGUGACACGCGUACCGCUCGCAACGCACAAAUAACACCCACUAAGUCCCUUUGACGGCGCAAUUUUACAGGUGCAACGCAAUAUUAUUUUGUUCUUUCGGUAAAGUCACGUGGAUAGAAAAAUAAUCAUACGAAUAAAGUGGAUUUAAAAAAGGUGCACACAAUCCCCUCCCCUUUAGAGAAUGGUGCUCGAAAACUUUCGCGUCGCGUGCGGCGGUACAACGCCACGAUAUUGUGCACGGUUACUGCAAAACGUGAGUUCACGAUAUUUUCUGAACCUUUCCAGCGAACGUGAUUUGUAAAACAAUGAACGCGGUCAGGCUCGGAGCUGCGAUAAUGCUUCGACGAGCGCUGCGGUCCGGGGCGAGGCGAGGCGAGCCUUGGGUGUGCGAGGACGUGAGAUUGUGACGGCAUCAACCCUCUGAUCGACAAACAAAAAUGUGCAAUUGUGAAGCCUUUUUACGUCAUCGAUUGAACAUUUCAAAAAUUUCUUUGAGACGCAAAACAAAAAAAGGGGUUAAUCUUAACUUUGACACUUGCUGUUUUUCUUCUUUUUUUGUCUGCUCCAAAGUCGUCGGUGUUUUUGCAUCUGUGCCCGGUGUACAACGAGAGAGAGCGCGUGAGCGCGGCAUAAUUUUGCUUUCGACUGCCGUUUUGGGACUGUUUUUGUCACGUGACUUUUUGCACUGAAGUGGUUGUGGUCUCCAGACGGCCUGCCUUUCUGCGUGCUCUCGAGUCGAACCUUGACGGGUUGUUUCGUCAAGGGGCUGUACUUGGUUUCCCACUUGUUUGUCAUGUCUCCGAACGGUGACGUGUGUUCUCGCGUAGCAAAUGUCCUCUAUUUAAACUGAAAGCUGCUAAGAAAUACUUUGCUGCAAGAUUUGUAUUCUACCCCUGACGGAUAUUAAUUGGGGGCUAAGAAUUUGUUUAGCUUUUUCUGAAGAGAUAAGAGACUAUUAGUUUUGUGUUUUUUGUUAUCGACUGUAAUUUCCGUAGCUGGAGGGGGGGGGGGGUGCAUUAAAGAUGUAACACACCUACUGCCAUUCUGCAAAGAAAUAUAGCUCUUCAAGCUGCCGUUUAAAAAUAGGAUCUGCUUUGUGUGCGCCUGCAUACAGGGGGAGGGCAAGAUGGGAAGGCGCACUGGUGUGGUGGGUUGAUUGGGGGGUGCGGAAAGUUUAGAUUUACAUUUAAAUUAGAUUAGAUAAUUAUCGUUGUUGUUUUCGCUGGGUAUUGUAACGGGAUUUUGAUCGUUUAAUUUCGAAUUGUCUAUUAUAAUCCUUUUAAGGUAUCGGCUGCAUUGGGGCGAGUCGGUUUUUCACAGCCGAUUUAACGUGCCAACUUCACACUACAAGCCUUUUGCUGAGUUGGGCGACGCUUAAUAAAGGGACUUUUGUUACCGAAGAAGGCAUUUACUGAGCACAAUUCCGAACGUGUGGCACAAGUGGUUUGAGAGUGUGCCAACUUUUGACAUGAAUCUGUGCUGCGAUGGCCAAAAAAAUGAUGUUAAUUGCUCACUCAACCUCACCACAACAUUAAUGACUUGAACCACGUGGAAAUUUCAGACUGGUAAUGAGAUAAUGGGAAUUUUUUUAAAGACCUUUGCACCCCCUUUAUUACAAUGGUUUCGUCUCAUGCCCCCCCACCACCCCCACGUGUGCACAUUUGCAAACCAGUUGUCAGCGUGUGGCUGCAUUUGGAGUGUUCCACGUUGACGGUGGGGAGGGGGGCGGUGUGUGAGCGUGAUUUCGACUGUUCCUGGAUCGUGGCCGUGAGUUGAGAACGUGGCAAUAAUGCGGUUCGCUUGUUUCAACGCCGACGUCAGAAUGGGUUGAUUAAUUGAAAAGCGGGGGCGCUGCCUCGUUGGGAAUAAAAUAGACAAAUAGCGGAGAUGAUAUUUUACUUAAAGCCACGUUUAUACCUCAAUCAGCGUUGAGCUGCCGAAAAUAGUCCACGAUAACUUUAAAAUGCUCUUCAUUGAAAUUUGCACACAGCCUAUUAGACUUUAAAAAAGCACAUGUAAUGUAUGGUUGAGGUCUGACUGUAUGAAUGCAAAGGAACACCAUACUUGUAUCAAUUGGCAUGCUGUUAGCAUGCGUCUGUUUUGUUUUCAUAGUCUAGGUAUAUGUAACACUGCUCUAUUUAUAUUCCCUUACCCAAAUACUGUAGGUCUUGUUUGUUUGCCAUUAUAUUUUUAAGUAUUCUUUUGCUUUAUUGCAUUUACAAAUGAAAAAUAAUACCGAUGAAUGUUUUAAAAGUAUAUAAAUCUAUAUAUUUUCCAAAGUUACCAUUGGCGCAUGUGUCGGGACGACGGACGGAAAGAGCUCUACGCUUGUACUAAGUGCGUAUUGGGGUCUUUUUUUUUGUCCGACUGUUUGGUUCAACGCGGGUGGAACGCUGCCGUGCGGUCCGUGUCUGCAACGUGAGAAGCCGCGCGUGUUGAUGGCAGCGUGUGUGUAUGUUGUGUGUAAAAAAAAAACGAACCUUGUGAGUAUAUUGAAAUGUUCCUACCCCCUCCACGUCUUGUCCCCUUGGUUAUGCAAAAACAAAAAAAAAUACGCGCGCGUGCGCACAUACACACACCGCUUUAAAUGUUACGUGCGUUUAAAUUUCAACGGAUCACUUCUCUGAAGUCCAAAUGCAUUUCUGAAUCGAGUUAAAUAUAGUUGCGAAUGGUUUAGCUGGAUUCGCAUCGUUCUCUUCGCGCCUCCAGCGAGUUCCCCUGUGCCAUGGCGCGCAGCGGGGAACGCUCAAGUUCAGCAAUGCGGUCGGGGUUUGCUGUACACACUUUCCUCGUUAUUCGCGAGGGAUACGUUUCGUAGAUGCUCGCGAAAAGCAAAUUUCGCCGAUAAUGUUAUUGGCCUACGAAAACCUGUCUUUUUAAAAUGAAUUUACCUUAAACAAAUACAUAAUCAAGCUAUUCUCUCAUUACGGUAUCUCAUCACUUUCAAUGCAGUCGUGUUGAGAGUUCCAGAUGCGAUUUGCGGAUAGUCAAAAAUCACGGAUAGCAAGCGCGUGCAUACCCAGGAAAUAACCGCACAGACGCACGCCUGGAGUGGUGGGGCCGAAGCCGGCCGGGCCAAACGCAGACGAGCUUAGCAAAGCGUGCCUUGGCCAAGUCAGCUUGCCUUGGCCAACCGAGGUGGUGGUGGUGACAUCCACGCAGGCGACAGGCCGUGCCGCGCGAUGAUUUGCUUUAUUUUUUUUGUUUUACUGCACAACAACGGCGUGGAUGGAACAUUGGCUAUCACCCCUGAACGUCUCCUCCGUGGGGAUUCGCAAACGGAGAGCUCGAAAUAAGUUGCGGGACAAUUGGGCCCCACCGUGUGGUAAAGAAAUAAUUCCCGCGUUGGUCACGUUUAAAAAAAGGGCCCAGGUGUUCUGCGUUUGGUUUCGGAGUCCGUUCUAAACAAAAGAGAGGAGAGAGAGAGAAAAACACAGCGAAUGCUUGAUUAUUGGUCCCCCCCAUCAAAUGUAAUCCUUCGUCAUCGUGUGUGCGUUUCAAAUUGUGUGGAAAACGGCUCGUACAAUUUCCAAAUUACCAAACUGCUAUGUUGGUCGUGUGUGCGUUAAAGUCUACCGAACUUGACGUGUUUGGUUUAUAACCCCGAUUCCUUGUUUUUGUUUGUGUUCUUGCCCCGUUCGUUUAACCGAGUCACGGAGGGGGGUAUGCAUUGAUCAGUGUGUCCAUUGCUUUGAUGUUUUAUUGACCGGGGGAAAUCUAUACGUGGCACAUGCAGUACAGGCUACUUAAUCAUCGAGCGGAUGUCAGAAUGUUAUAUUAAUUCUGCCUCUUGAUGCUGUGAUAUAAUGUGCUUUUUUGAUGAUUGAGAAUUAAAACAAAUGUUAAGUGUAAAUCAAGCUAUAUUAAAUGUUAUUUGGCAACCUUGAGAA